This is a messenger RNA of Lingula anatina, 4084 nucleotides long. RefSeq lists its product as uncharacterized. Lineage: Eukaryota; Metazoa; Brachiopoda; Lingulata; Lingulida; Lingulidae. The record is from RefSeq and is a predicted model, not a curated record.
UUCAAGCGGAGUGAUAGCUUGGUCGUUCAGUUGUAAACAAGGAUAGUUUGAAAAUGGCCGCCGAGAAUGAGGUCAAGUGGGAUGCAGAUAAAAAUAUCGGCGAUUUUUAAUCACAUUGCUCGUGCAGCCUUCAUUGAUGCUGCAUAUUCUCAAAACAGUUGCAAAUUGUUGAUGAUUUGCAGCUGAAGGCAUAAAAAUGGUGGAUAAACAGGGUGGCAUGAGUGGCCAGGACUUGUUGGACGUCCAGCAGAAACUGGUCAGCAAUGGUUUUGACCCACAGUGUACGGACACAGAGAAGGUCACUCAUCUUUGGAGGCUGUAUCUGGAAUCAGAGGGCAAGCUAAAAACUGCCCAGGAAAAUGUGGAACAGCUCCGUAAGCAGCAGGAAGAUGAGAUGAAGGAGGUAGAGAACUAUGUGGAGCACAUACGGAGCCUCUCUGAGGAGAGAAUGUCCCUGACAACAGGGCUCGAAAAUGAGAAUGAACAACUAAAAGCUGAGAUUGAGCAUCUAAAACAGGAGCUAGAAACCCAUCAAAAUGAGGAGGUGAGAGAGAUGUUGAUCCAGCAGGGAUUGGAUGACAUUGCCCAGGGCUCCGUCAGUGAACAGAUUGCCUUCUUACUGGUGGAGAGGGCAAGGUUGCUAGAUGAACUCGAGGCUGAGCAGAGUAAACACAAUAGCAGUGGUGGCAUUGGUCCGGAUAAUGGCCUCAAUGUCAGUCAGUCCAAGCUUCAACAAAUGUUGGAACAAGAGCGCCGCGACCACGAAGAAGAGCUCAGACAGCAGCAAGAGAGCAUGAAACAAGUGAAAGAGCAGCUGAGAUCCGUCCAGGAACAGGAGCUGAGCAAACUGCAGGCUGACAAAAGGAAGGUUGAAGAACAGAACACAAAAGCCAGAGAAAGGGUGAAAGAACUGGAAAAAGAGACACUCAAACUGAAAGGAGAACUUGGCAAAGAGAAACUACUACGAGCACAAGCAGAGAAAAAGGCCAAACAAAGCUCUGAGGUCCUACCAACAAAGUCUGGAAGUGAAGAAGAACUCUGGAAGGCAAAACAAGACAAGAGCAAACUUGAGAGAGAUAUGUUAUCCAUGAAAGGGAAAGUGAAGAUUUUAGAAGACCAAAAGGCACAGUUGAGUGAUCAGGUAAGAAUCCUGACAGAGGAUCUUGACAAAGAGAGACAGCAGAUGGCAAACAAGUCCGCCAGUGAAGAGAGCGGCCUGCUGGAACUCAAUGCCAAGGUCAGCACACAAGGCACACAGAUUUCACAGUUACAGAUCACACAGCAGAACCUAGAGGUGGAGAAAAGCGCUUUGGCUAUCAAGUUGGACUCUGCUCAGAAAGAUAUAGAAAAUCUCAAGAAGGAAAAUAACGAGCUUUCCAUGGAAAAUCGCACUUUAUCUACCUCAGUACAAGAAACAGAAGCAAAACACAGGAAAGAAAAGGAGGACCAGCGAAAUGAGUUGAAGAGUUUGAGACAAGAAAUCUCCAACGCCACUUUGAACCUGAACAAAGCCAACCAAUCAAAAGUGGAGACAGAACAGAAACUUCUCAUCACGGAAGAAAUGUUGUCUGAUCAGAAACGACAGGCGGAGAGAGUGCAAGACACUCUCAAGUCAAAGCUCAGAACAAUGGAACUGAAAGUGGAAUCUCUGGAAGAUGAGGUGACCAGAACCCAAAAUGAAGUCAAAAAUACCACAAAAAAUUAUGAAAAGUUGUUGACCUUGGCCAAAGCAGAGACAACAUCCAUCCAGGACAGACUGACCAGAGAGCUGACCAGCAAGGACAGUGUAGCCGGGGAAAUGUCCAGUAAGCAACUGCAACUGGAACAAGCAAACAGGGAAAUGGAGGCCAAAAUAGAAAUCCUGGAACAGAAGCUUAAAGACUCUACAUCUAACUCAGAGCGCCUAACAAGUGACAGAGACCAGCUGGCGAGUGAGAAAAACAAACUGAUCACGGAACUGGAGACUUGGAAGAGGAGCCAGGAAGAGGCUGAGAGGAGGAGAACAGAGUUGCAGGAGAGAGUGGCCAUGUUGGAAGAAGUCACACACCAGCUAGAAGGGGACAAUAAGGAACUUGCUGCUAAGUUAAAAGAAAAUUUGCUCAAUGAAAAGGAGAAGCAACAAGAAGCAGAAGCUGCCGAGAAGCUGCAAAAAUCCCUGGAGGAAAUUAGAACACUGAACAGUGAGAUUGACCACCUGAGAGAGGAACUCAGGAUGAAGCACUCACACGUCACCAAGCUGGAGGCAGAGGCCGCUAAUGAUAAGGUCAAAGGUGAAUCAGGCAUCAGUUCCCUAAGGUCUGAGAUGGAAGAGCUGAAGCUGUCCCACCAGAGAGAAAUUGAGGACCUGGGAAAGAAGUUAGAGCAGGCUUACAGAGAGUCUGGGGACUUGAAUGCACAGCUUAGGGAGAAAGAAGAGGAAAUACAGGAGUUAAAAGAAGCUAGAGACAGGGUUAAAAAUAGUGGAAGCAAAACUGAGCUCCGUCUUGAAACAGAAAUUAAGUCAAGGUCAGACCUGGAGAAGAGAAACACGACCUUGGAACAGGAAAUGACAAAGGUGCUAAAUCAGACGAAGGAAUUACUGGAAAAAGUCAGACUUCUUGAAGAUGCCAACAAAUUUUUAGAAGAAGAAUUAGAAAGGAAGCGUGGCGUAUCCAAACAGACAGAAAUGCUGUUUACUCAGAGAGCCAGCGACCAAAGCAUGCAACUCCAAAUGUCAAACAACAGGGCUGAGAAUGCAGAGAGAAGGGUCAACGAGCUCCAAACUGACCUAGAAGAGGCCUUGUCACGCCUGCAGGCAGCUGAGCAUCAGCUACGCGAGGGCCCCGUCCUUCGUAUGGAACUUCAGACCACCAAGGAUGAGCUAAUUCGCCUGCGAAAUAAUUUACAGGAGGAGAAGUUACAGAAACAAAUCUCCACACAGAAUUGUGAGGAGCUGAAGCAGCAAGUUACCUCUCUUAAGGACAGAGAGGCCAGGCUACAGGCAAAGAAUAAAGAAUUACAACACACUCUUUUGGAUGUGGAGGCUAAAAUGAACAACAUGAAAGAUGAGACAAAGUCUGUGAAUGACAUGCAUCACUUAACAGAACAAAGCAAGCAGACCCUGGCAGGCCAGGCGGCAAAACUUCAGCAAGAAACUGAAACUCUCCAGUUAGAGCUCCUCUCAGUAUCAGAGAAACUGCAGGCACAGACCAAGAAGAACCAGGAUAGGAAAAAUAGGCACAAGGCAAAGCUUCAGAAUGCGAGGGAGCUGUUCCAGAGAGAAAAACAGCGCCUUCGCGACGAGCUCCAACGACUGGAGUCCGAGCUGUUAUUGGCACAGUCCACGCUCUCCAGAGAGGCCGAGUGGAAGGCUAAGAUGGAGAGCAAAUACAAAAUGGUGCUACAGGAGAAAAGAGAACUACUUGCUCAAAAUGCAGAAAAUGAAGAACUUGCCCGUGACAAGGGGAGGGCCCUUCAACUACUGGAUGUGAAGUUGAAGUUUGUGGAAGACGAGAACUUCCAGCUGCAGUCAAGGUUAGAUUCACUGGUCAAACAGAGAGCAGGGCUGGAGAAGAUGGUGAAAGAGCUUAAAGCAAAGGAAGAGAAAAAUGAUAACCAAAAACCAUUCACCCUUGGUCUGGAGAAUGGAAUCUCAGGCAGAGCUUCCCCUUUAUUUCAGGUCAACCCGAAGUUUUCCAAUAAACCUUAUUUCCAAAAUCAAAAUGGAGGUAAUGACUUAGGGUCCAUACUUUUACGAAGGACCCCAUCUCCAUUUUUAACUAGCACACCCGUGAAAUCAGACUCACCCGUGAGACCAGAUUCGCCUGUGAGGUCACAAUCAGAUGUGAGGUCACAAUCAGAUAUGAGGUCACAGUCGCCUGUGAGGUCACAGUCACCUGUGAGGUCACUCUCCCAUAUGAUGUCACAAUUGCCUGUGAGUUCACAGACUAAUAUGAUGCCACAGUCCCCAGGGAGGUCAUAUUUUCCACUGAGGUCACAGUCACUGGGACAGGUCAACCAUAAUGGUCCAGUUUUAGGGAGUGCGAACAGCAAUACAGGGCCAGUCAGUGGUAGUGGCAGGCUCUCAGGUUAUUUAGGUUCAUAG